Misgurnus anguillicaudatus (oriental weatherfish) is the source of this 1266-nucleotide messenger RNA. RefSeq lists its product as uncharacterized. The record is from RefSeq and is a predicted model, not a curated record. Lineage: Eukaryota; Metazoa; Chordata; Actinopteri; Cypriniformes; Cobitidae.
UUGCAGUGUAUGUUUUUUUCGCAAUUCAUUUUAAGAUCCACCAAAUGCAACAGGAAUUGCGGUCACCUGCACCACCAACACAUCAGUGUCUCUCACAUGUGAAGUGACCGCGACAUUUACACACAUAAUGUGGAAGAAAGAAGAUUCUCCCAUUCUAGAAGGCGACAGACACUCAUUGAGCGAAAACAACCAGACUCUAAACAUCAGCAAUAUGACCAGAUCAGAUGAUGGAAAAUACAGUUGUGUGGCGACAAAUGCAUAUGGAAAAUCAGAAACGCACACAAAUGUUACCUGUGAGAAAUGCUGCAUGGACCGGAAAACCUCAACUCCUUCCCCAAGACAAGAUAUGACUAUUAGUCAGAUUUUGUUUCCAAGUGGACUCUCAAUCAUCACCAUUUUGGGGCUGUCUAUUGUGUUCUUCGGCAUUAUCAAAUACUGUCACUGCCGCAAAGGGAAAAAUGACAAAGCUACAGCAGGGGACGUUAACAUUGACAUUGGAAUUUAUGAGGAAAUACCUGGUAUUAAAGAGGUGGUUCCUUUGCCAUGCGUCUACAAAGACUUCAUUAAACCACGACAGGCCAAUCAGGACUCAGCUGCAGCAAAACACCUUGAGGAUUUUGGUUACUCUGAGAUUGGACCAGCAGGCAAUAAUACAACUAUUUUGUAUCCCAUCAGCUCAGAUGAAGAGUUCGGGCCGUGUCCUGAUGCUAAUAAGAUUAAUGUAUCUGAAGCAACCUGCAUCAGCAACAACUCAUCUAAGCUUCAGGAAAAACAAGCAGAACAGCUCGAUCAACCACAAGAUGAAGGCAAAUUAGUCACUUAAUCUGUUUGUUGAACUUUAUACUUGCUGUGUACUUCCUGGUGCUACAAUCUUGUAGUCGUAAUAAACACUUAGACUUUGAAAGUCAUGUUUAAUAGAUGUGCACAGUGCAAGAAGUCAAAACCAGUCCAUUAAUGAAUGUCAUAGACUUUGAUUAAAUAAAUGCCAUUCGGGGUAUUUGGGAGAGCAAUUGUAGUUUGUCAUGCAUGUCAAACACUGUUAGAGGUCCUGUAUAUCAAUUAAAGAGGUUGCCAUGAAGUCAGUCUCAGUUUAACUAAUGCUGAAAGGCAAAUCUUCAUCUCAUCGAUGCGAGGUUUUCAACAAAAUGUAAUACAUUUUGCCCAGAGCAGACACUGACUUUGAAUGCUGAAUUGUGUGUCUUGUAUUAAAGCAGGAGCAGAUUAACAUACUUUAUUUUUUUGCUUGUGUUAAGUAAAAAAUCACUU